CUAACCACAACGAACGUAAGCGUUGUUUGUAGGAAGAAGAAGCCGAUUCUGGAAGCCAUUACGUUGCGCAGAUCAAUUGAGUAAAUCCUACUAUUUUACGUACAAUACGCACAAUUAUUUAAAAGAAACAGCAAUUUAUGCAAAUAUGGCAUCGAAUGGCAAAAAGAGAAAAAUGAAUUUUUCGGAGAGAGAGGUCGAAAUUAUUGUGGAGGAAAUUGAGAAACAAAAGCACAUACUCGUUAACCACUUCAAUGCGGGAGUCACUCACAUAGCAAAGAAUAACGCGUGGAUAGAAAUCCUGAAGAAGGUGAACGCUGUAACAACCUGCCCAAGAGAAUUGGCCGAGGUCAAGAAGAAGUGGUCGGAUAUGAAGACCGAGGUGAGGCGCAAAGUGGCACAGGCGAGGGCGGCAAUUGAGGAGACCACUACCGACUGCACUCCGGUUCCCGUUAUCCUCACUGCUAUGCAGCAGCGUAUUUGUAACCUCUUGGGAGAGGCGACUAUCAUCAGUUUACCUGCUGGAGACCCAAAUGCUGAGAUAACUUUACCUGUUACUAUGAGCUCAGUCACCACCGUGACACUCACGGAAAGCCUUCAGACAGCUUCAGCAUCAUGCGAGGAGACGAAAUCCCUAGAUGCUGAGACCACGUACCACACCCUGGAGGAAGGCGGCAUGGUGGAGUACUGCACCACCACCGAGGCCACACCCACCGUGGUGACCGCCAUGGAGUCGCAUCCAGUGGAAAUGCUGACGGCAGUGUCUUCGACCCAACCGCCCAGCCAGGCCAAGCCCCAGGAGCUGAAGAGCCGCAUUGCCCUCAACUCGGCACGGCUCCUUCAGGAACAGCGGGUCACCAAUGUGCACGUGAGGCAGAUCGCUCAGCAUCUGGAGGGCCAGAACCAAUUAAUUCAGAUGAUCCGUAGGUCCCAGGAGGCGCAGGCCUACGCCCAGGAGAGGCAGGCCCAGGCCCUGGAGGGCACCCAUGCAGCCUUGCUGGCCCUGGUUCAGAUGAUGAGGCCGGCUCUCAAAGACCUGAGGAAGUUCCUGCAGAGCGGGACUGACAACUCCAACAACUCGGGGACUCCUGCAGAGGGCUCGCAAUAGAGGCCCAAGAUCCCGUUGCCACAGCCAGCCGAGAAUGAACAAUGUGUGUGUGUGUGUGUGUGUCAGAGAGAGAGUGUGUGUCAGAGAGAGAGUGUGUGUCAGAGAGAGAGUGUGUGUCAGA
This is a messenger RNA of Salvelinus namaycush (lake trout), 1226 nucleotides long. Its product is annotated as nuclear apoptosis-inducing factor 1-like. Lineage: Eukaryota; Metazoa; Chordata; Actinopteri; Salmoniformes; Salmonidae. The transcript has 3 exons. The record is from RefSeq and is a predicted model, not a curated record. The coding region runs from base 146 to 1105 and encodes 319 amino acids. Gene Ontology annotation, cellular component: nucleus.